UAGGCAGACAGAGGAACAGCCUGAAGGCUGGACAGGCUGACAGAUUCAGGGCUGUGGCAUGAAGCUGCUGCCCAGCUGGAGAGCAGUGCUGCCCGUGGGCCCUCGGGGCAGGGCCUAGCCAUGAGCACAGCAACCCAGAAGAACUGCACACGCCUAUGCCCCAAAGAUGAGGGCCCAAGAGGACCCCAAAGGCCAGACACAGCAUGAGUCCCCAGGCUCAGCAGGGACCUCUAUGAAGGACCCCCCAAUGUCCCUGCCCAAGUUUGAAGAGCCCAAGUUUGACAUGUUGUACAAGAUCGAGGACGUGCCACCCUGGUACCUGUGCAUCCUGCUGGGCUUUCAGCAUUACCUGACAUGCUUCAGUGGCACCAUCGCUGUGCCCUUCCUCCUGGCUGAGGCGCUGUGUGUGGGCCACGACCAGUACAUGGUCAGCCAGCUCAUCGGCACCAUUUUCACCUGCGUGGGCAUCACCACCCUCAUCCAGACCACACUGGGCAUCCGGCUGCCGCUGUUCCAGGCCAGCGCCCUUGCAUUUCUGGUCCCAGCCAAAGCCAUCCUGGCCCUGGAGAGAUGGAAAUGCCCGCCGGAAGAGGAGAUCUACGGUAACUGGAGUCUGCCCCUGAACACCUCUCAUAUCUGGCACCCACGGAUGCGAGAGGUCCAGGGCGCAAUCAUAGUGUCCAGCAUGGUGGAGGUGGUGAUCGGGCUGUUAGGGCUGCCCGGGGCCCUGCUCAGCUACAUUGGGCCUCUCACGGUUACCCCCACUGUCUCCCUCAUUGGCCUCUCUGUCUUCCAAGCUGCUGGAGACCGAGCAGGCUCCCACUGGGGCAUCUCAGCUUGCUCCAUUCUCCUGAUCGUCCUCUUCUCCCAGUACCUGCGCAACCUCAACUUCCUGCUGCCUGUCUACCACUGGGGAAAGGGCCUCACUGUCUUCCGCAUCCAGAUCUUCAAGAUGUUUCCCAUUGUGCUGGCCAUCAUGACUGUGUGGCUGCUCUGCUACGUCCUGACCCUGACGGACGUGCUGCCCCCAGACUCCACAGCCUAUGGCUUCCAGGCACGAACGGACGCACGAGGGGACAUCAUGUCUAUUGCACCAUGGAUCCGCAUCCCCUACCCCUGUCAGUGGGGCCUGCCCACAGUGACUGCGGCUGCUGUCCUGGGAAUGUUUAGUGCCACACUAGCAGGCAUCAUUGAGUCCAUCGGAGAUUACUAUGCUUGUGCCCGUCUGGCUGGUGCGCCACCCCCUCCAGUACAUGCUAUCAACAGAGGCAUCUUCACCGAAGGCAUCUGCUGCAUUAUUGCAGGGCUGUUAGGCACUGGCAAUGGGUCCACCUCGUCCAGCCCCAACAUUGGCGUCCUGGGGAUUACCAAGGUAGGCAGCCGGCGCGUGGUGCAGUACGGUGCGGGUAUCAUGCUGGUCCUGGGCACCAUUGGCAAAUUCACGGCUCUCUUCGCCUCGCUCCCCGACCCCAUCCUGGGGGGCAUGUUCUGCACCCUCUUCGGCAUGAUUACGGCUGUGGGGCUGUCCAACCUGCAGUUCGUGGACAUGAACUCCUCCCGCAACCUCUUCGUGCUCGGAUUUUCCAUGUUCUUCGGGCUCACGCUGCCCAAUUACCUGGAUUCCAACCCCGGCGCCAUCGACACAGGCAUUCUUGAAGUGGACCAGAUUCUUACUGUGCUGCUGACCACGGAGAUGUUUGUGGGUGGAUGUCUUGCUUUCAUACUGGACAACACAGUGCCAGGGAGCCCAGAGGAACGAGGUCUCAAACAGUGGAAAGCUGGGGCCCAUGCCAACAGUGAGAUGUCUACCAGCCACAAGAGCUAUGACUUCCCCAUUGGAAUGAGCAUGGUAAAAAGGAUUACCUUUCUGAAAUACAUUCCUAUCUGCCCAGUCUUCAAAGGCUUUUCUUCAAGGUCAAAAGGCCAGCUUCCAGUUCCAGAAGACACUCCAGAAAAUACAGAAACUGGGUCUGUGUGCACCAAGGUCUGAAAAAUUACUCCCAGGAAAGGAAGCAUGGUAUAUAACAGGAAAAGAAAACUACAUGGGAAGUAGAAGACCUAAGUCGGAUUCCCAGCUCUGCCCGUAACUAACUUCCUAUGUAAGCCUGAAGAAGUGACUCUCUCUGGGACUCCAUUUUUGCAUUAGUUUAAAAAAAAAAGGGAAGAAUGGGCCAAAAUCUCUAGGAGCCUUAAAGACUUGUACCACCAUUAUUCUCUCUCUCUCUAAAUCCUUACUUUCCUAAGCAGAUGUGUCAGCAUAUGGGGAACAGCUGGAAAUUUUCCCCUACCACAUCUUGGAAUGCAACUUGAUAAAAACAAAAAGAAACCAGGACGGAUUCCAGGACCUGAAAUGUAGGCAUGCUGGCAGGCUUUUAGACUGAAUCUGACCCCCUUCCAUUACUUACUUCAAAACCAAAGCAUAUUAAACAUGUCGGAGCAAUAAUUUUAGUUUCAUAAUUUAUACACAAUCACUUCCUUAGAACGUAUUCUCCCCUCUCCCAAGGGAAAUAUAUAUAAACUUUAAAAGUGUGACGUUUAAAUAAAAAUGCACCGUUCUUGAAUAUGCAAUCUUUUGGCAGCUACAAAAGAAUGAGAAGGAAUUAAAGUAAUCUCAAAUAGACCGAGUUGAACAAACCAGUUUCUAUACAAUGGAAUUAUACUGGGUCCAGAUUAAAGUUAUACAUAACGCCCAGCAAAGGGCUUUACUCAUCGGGGC
This is a messenger RNA of Diceros bicornis minor, 2716 nucleotides long. It is a transcript of the gene SLC23A1, whose product is annotated as solute carrier family 23 member 1. Gene Ontology annotation, biological process: transmembrane transport. Gene Ontology annotation, cellular component: membrane. Gene Ontology annotation, molecular function: transmembrane transporter activity. The transcript has 16 exons. Lineage: Eukaryota; Metazoa; Chordata; Mammalia; Perissodactyla; Rhinocerotidae. The record is from RefSeq and is a predicted model, not a curated record.